Urocitellus parryii (Arctic ground squirrel) is the source of this 3759-nucleotide messenger RNA. RefSeq names its product transducin beta like 1 X-linked (gene Tbl1x). Lineage: Eukaryota; Metazoa; Chordata; Mammalia; Rodentia; Sciuridae. Gene Ontology annotation, biological process: regulation of transcription by RNA polymerase II. The record is from RefSeq and is a predicted model, not a curated record. Gene Ontology annotation, cellular component: histone deacetylase complex. Gene Ontology annotation, molecular function: transcription corepressor activity; protein binding.
CGGCGACCGCCGGCCGAGGGAGGCGCGGCGCGGCGCGGCCCGGCGCGGCCACAAGUUGCGCUGCGGGCGGCGAGGUAAUACAAGAUAGAAGAGAGGUCUCCACAUAAGCCCUGGAAAGAAGAAAGGAUUGGCCUGCAUUUCCUUCUGAGCUCGUGCCUGCAGACGGUCUGCGGAGUCUACGAUCGGAUGCCGGGCAGCCCACUGGCCCAAAGGCCUCCACAUGACGUCACCGUAACGAGGGUGGCUCCCGCUUUGUGAAGACCUCAUCGCCGCGAGGUGAGGCUAAGAUGAGCAUUACCAGUGACGAGGUGAACUUUCUGGUGUAUCGGUACCUCCAGGAAUCAGGUUUUUCCCACUCGGCCUUCACGUUCGGGAUCGAGAGCCACAUCAGCCAGUCCAACAUCAACGGGACACUGGUGCCGCCGGCUGCCCUCAUCUCCAUCCUGCAGAAGGGACUGCAGUAUGUGGAGGCCGAGAUCAGCAUCAACGAGGAUGGCACGGUGUUCGACGGCCGCCCCAUAGAGUCCCUGUCCCUGAUCGACGCCGUGAUGCCGGACGUGGUGCAGACGCGGCAGCAGGCGUUCCGGGAGAAGCUCGCGCAGCAGCAGCAGGCCAACGCCGCCGCUGCCGCCGCUGCAGCCGCUGCAGCCGCCGCCACGGCCACGGCCACGGCCACAGCCACCGCCACCACCACCGCAGCCACCCCAGCCCCCGCAGCCGUUUCCCAGCAAAACCCACCAAAGAACGGAGAGGCCACCGUGAACGGGGAGGAGAACGGCGCUCACGCCAUAAAUAACCAUUCGAAACCAAUGGAAAUAGAUGGGGAUGUUGAAAUUCCACCCAACAAAGCCACCGUCCUUCGGGGCCAUGAGUCUGAGGUGUUCAUCUGUGCCUGGAAUCCGGUCAGCGAUCUCCUAGCUUCUGGAUCCGGAGACUCGACGGCCAGGAUAUGGAACCUCAAUGAGAACAGCAACGGGGGCUCCACACAGCUGGUGCUGAGGCACUGUAUCCGGGAAGGGGGACACGAUGUCCCAAGCAACAAGGAUGUGACCUCGCUGGACUGGAACAGCGAUGGGACACUAUUGGCUACAGGUUCCUAUGAYGGCUUUGCAAGAAUAUGGACGGAAGAUGGUAACCUGGCCAGCACCUUAGGGCAGCACAAAGGCCCCAUCUUUGCCUUGAAGUGGAACAAAAAGGGGAACUAUAUUCUGAGUGCYGGUGUGGACAAAACAACCAUCAUCUGGGACGCCCACACGGGAGAAGCCAAGCAGCAGUUCCCCUUCCACUCRGCCCCCGCUCUGGACGUGGACUGGCAGAACAACACUACCUUUGCCUCCUGUAGCACGGACAUGUGCAUCCAUGUGUGCAGGCUCGGCUGCGACCGCCCAGUCAAAACCUUCCAAGGGCACACAAAUGAGGUCAACGCCAUCAAGUGGGAUCCUUCAGGAAUGCUGCUAGCGUCCUGCUCUGAUGACAUGACMUUAAAGAUCUGGAGUAUGAAGCAAGACACGUGCGUUCAUGAUCUUCAGGCUCACAGCAAAGAGAUCUACACCAUCAAGUGGAGUCCCACGGGACCAGCCACCAGCAACCCCAACUCCAACAUCAUGUUAGCAAGUGCUUCGUUCGAUUCUACGGUGCGACUGUGGGAUGUSGAGCGGGGCGUUUGUAUCCACACACUAACCAAACAUCAGGAACCUGUCUACAGUGUAGCCUUCAGUCCUGAUGGCAAAUACUUGGCCAGUGGCUCCUUUGACAAGUGUGUCCAUAUCUGGAAUACUCAGAGUGGAAGUCUCGUCCACAGCUACCGGGGCACAGGUGGCAUCUUCGAGGUGUGCUGGAACGCUCGAGGAGACAAAGUGGGCGCCAGUGCGUCSGAUGGCUCUGUGUGUGUGUUAGAUCUGCGGAAGUAAACACAGGAAACGCUAGAGAGGAAAGGAACAACCCUCACGGACCCGCAGUGGACGCGUGGGGUCGCCGCUCUCUCCCGCCGUGUUGGAGCUUGACUUGCGUUAGAGUGUACUUUGAAGUCAACUUGUCCCUGGCCACAGGAGUCUCUCUCUUUCUCGUCACCUUCAUCCUGAAGUUGAAAAACACAAGCCCGUGGGGAAGGUCCCGCCCAGGCCCCGCCGUCGGAGCCAGGGGCGGCGCAGGCUCGGUUUCCAUCCCCCGGAGUGGGCGCUCGCGGCUCAGUGGGGAGGGGACAGUGAAAAAGCUGUGCCAAAAAAAAAAAAAAUGCUGUGAUCAACCAAAAGGUGGGGGCCGCCUCCUUAGGGUCCCCCCCCCCAGUCGAUUUGGACACCACGUGGCUCCCACAAAGGCUGCUCCAAGACCAUUGGGACCGAUGAAGCGCGCGACUGUCCUCCCAGCUCUGUGUUCUAGAACCUGACUUGUGGGGUGGCUUUUCUGUCCACUGGAAUCCUGUGGUCCAGGGCCUUCCACGUGAGAUGGAAACUGUCCGGGGUUCGUUGCUUCUUUCCCCCUUGGUCAUGUCCUUGCCCCCUGCGCCAUUCCCUUUGGUCCCGUGUCCCUUUUCAUGCCCCCCCCCCACACACACACACACACACAGACGCGGCCAGGGACAGGGUGACGCGAUGGGGGAAGCCUGGAUGGACAGCUCGCUCCCCACCCGUCCACUGCCCCGCUCCCCUCUGCUCUCCCAUAGCUGCUCCACACCUUAGGUCUCAAGGGCACUUUUGGCGCAUAAAUAAGUGCUUUAUGUAAGAAGGCAGGGAGGGGGACUUUUUACAGGAGAAAAAAAAAUGACUUAUAAGAGAAAGAGCCUGGAGUAUUUUUGGAAAAAAAAAAAAAAAAUAUUUUUAUGUUGAAACGAUUUUAAAAUCCUAAAAUGGCCAUCAGACAUAGAGAGCUUUGUGAUUCAUAUUUAAAAAGGAAAAAAAAAAGUCAAAGAUGUCACUGGCAGCCCGAGGUGUCUCGCCCCUUUCCGUCAGCUGUGUGGAAGGCAYGAGGAGGACCUUGGGUGGAAGACGGACGGAUGGUCCUGCACGUCAGCAGCUGGUGCGAAAGAAGGGAGGGAGGCUUCCAGACCGACAGCCGGCCUCUGCUGUCACCUACGCCUUUUCCCCAGAAACAGCUUCCAGUGUCCACCUCACCAAGAGCACACACUGGGAAAGUACCUGCAAAGUAGACCUGAAGGCUCCCCAGAGCGUACCUCGGUCAAGAGAAGACACAAAAUAACCCGCAAGGAGGACUGUCAUUCCCGGAGGUGAAUCAUUACCUAGGUAGAAUGUUACUAACCACUUCUACCGGCUUGAUCCUUUCUUUCACAAGAGACUAGAAAAAGGGUGGGGACUUUUUGUUGCUUUUGUUUUUAAAUGGGUCUUUGCUAUUUUUUAAAGAAUUAAACCAGUUUUUGUGUUCCUAGCAAGGUUUGCUGUCGUGGGAUCAGGUGACUGUAGCACCCUCAUCACAACUGAACACUGAUUUUAAAUUAGCAAUGGGGGAACACAUGGAAAGACGGGGCCUCUUCUCUCUGAUUUUCCUGUGGGCCUAGGGAAGGGCAGGAAGUGUUGGUGAGGCUAGGGAGAAGCCUAGGGGGCUGAUUUCAGUCAGCUGUGUGUUCCUGGAGCUGUARCAGGGUGUAACUCAGACGGAUGCAUCUCUCCAUGGAGCCAAAAGUCACCCAUGGUGGAAGAGCAGGGCCUACCUAUACGAUUGAGCAUGCUCAGAGGCCAUCGGCAGAUACCAGAGUGCAUUAAUCCUUCUCAGACCGUGAAUUCGCCUCCACUUUGGUAUGUGAAU